AUGAAUGCCCCAGACAGAUUUGAAUUAUUUAUAUUACCAGAUGGAGUUGAAAAGAUAAAAAUUACACCUGACUCAAAGGUACCUAAUGCAGCCAUUGUGAAGAUCGAAAGAGAGGACCACACGUUAGCUAAUCUAUUAAGGGCCCAGCUUCUCAAGGACGAUCGUGUUAUUUUUGCUGCUUAUAAAGUCGAGCAUCCUUUGUUUGCAAACUUUGUUUUGAGAAUCCAGACUGAAGAUAACUACUCUCCAAAGGAAGCUCUAAAAAAUGCAUGUAAUGCUCUCAUUGCUGAGUUGCGAGACAUCCUGAACAAAUUCCAAAAAGAAUGGGCAUUGAAGGGUUUGAUGACGCACAAUGAGGAUGAGUUCUGA
Molecule: messenger RNA, 369 nt
Organism: Lodderomyces orthopsilosis Co 90-125
Lineage: Eukaryota; Fungi; Ascomycota; Pichiomycetes; Serinales; Debaryomycetaceae
Gene: RPB11
Product: DNA-directed RNA polymerase II core subunit
Exons: 2
Coding region: 1-369 (122 amino acids)
Biological process (GO): transcription by RNA polymerase II
Cellular component (GO): RNA polymerase II, core complex
Molecular function (GO): protein dimerization activity; DNA binding
Source: RefSeq, a predicted model, not a curated record